GGCCCCCGGAGGAAGCGGCGGCGGCGGCGGCGGCAGCGCAGCGGUGCCCGGAGCGGCCACGCCCCCCCCAUCCCGCCGCCAUGGCCAGCAACGUGACCAACAAGACGGACCCGCGGUCGCUGAACUCGCGCGUCUUCAUCGGCAACCUGAACACGCUGGUGGUGAAGAAGAGCGACGUGGAGGCCAUCUUCGCCAAGUACGGCAAGAUCGUCGGCUGCUCCGUGCACAAGGGCUUCGCCUUCGUGCAGUACGUCAACGAGCGCAACGCCCGCGCCGCCGUGGCCGGCGAGGACGGCCGCAUGAUCGCCGGCCAGGUGCUGGACAUCAACCUGGCGGCCGAGCCGAAGGUGAACCGGGGCAAGGCGGGGGUGAAGCGCUCGGCGGCCGAGAUGUACGGGUCAGUAGCCGCCCCCCCGUCACCGUCCCCCCUCGUCAGGUCGUCGUUCGACCUGGACUACGACUUCCAGCGGGAUUACUAUGACCGGUACCAGUAUAAACCAGUCCAGAGCGGGAUGUACAGCUACCCCGCCCGCGUGCCGCCCCCGCCCCCCAUCGCUCGCGCCGUGGUGCCCUCCAAGCGCCAGCGCGUCUCCGGCAACACCUCCCGGCGCGGCAAGAGCUUCAACAGCAAGUCCGGCCAGCGCGGCUCCUCCUCCAAGUCCGGCAAACUGAAGGGCGACGACCUGCAGAGCAUCAAGAAGGAGCUGGGGCAGAUCAAGGCCAAGGUGGACGCGCUGCUGGAGAGCCUCGAGCGCCUGGAGCGUGAGCAGAAGGCCAAGAGCGACAAGGCGGAGGAGGAGCAGGGCGGCGGCGGCGGCUCCAAGAAGGACGAGGCGGGCGGGGCCAAGGCCGAGGGCGGCCACGAGGACUCGGCCGAGGAGGGCGACCUGCUGGACGACGACGAGGCCGAGGAGCGGGGCGACGAGCAGCUGGAGUCGCUGAAGGGGGACGAGAAGGAGGCGGAGGAGGGGGAGGACGACCGGGACAGCGCCCCCGGCCCCGCCCCCUCGUUAAUUUUGAUACCUCGAGAUGAUGAAUUAAAGGACGGAUGUUUGUAAACGCGGCUCGGCGGGGGAGGGGCGGGACGCGCCCAAGAUGGCGGCGGCCUCACCGCGGUCUAACAUGGCCGCCCUCACAUGCUGCAGUGCAAGAUGGCGGCCCCCAAGAUGGCGGCCGCUGUGUGGCAGAGUCCAAUAUGGCUGCCCACAUGUGUCUCAAUCCAAUAUGGCCACCCUCCUGUGCCCCACCUAAGAUGGCGGCUUUUAUAUCCUUUAAUCCAAGAUGGCUGCCCCUGUGUGCCACAAUCCAAUAUGGCCGCCCCCAUUGGUUGGAGUCCAAGAUGGCGGCCCCCAUGUGCUGCAAUCCAAAAUGGCAGCCUCCAUGCAUGGAAAUCCAAGAUGGUGGUCUCCACACGCCAUAAUCCAAAAUGGCCACCCCCAUGUGCAGUUAUCUAAUAUGGCCACCUCCAACUGCUGUAAUCCAAGAUGGCAGCCCCCAUGGUUUGCAAUCCAAGAUGGCCGCCUCUGUGCCCCACCCAA
Molecule: messenger RNA, 1538 nt
Organism: Lonchura striata (white-rumped munia)
Lineage: Eukaryota; Metazoa; Chordata; Aves; Passeriformes; Estrildidae
Source: RefSeq, a predicted model, not a curated record